This is a messenger RNA of Bacidia gigantensis, 876 nucleotides long. RefSeq lists its product as uncharacterized. Lineage: Eukaryota; Fungi; Ascomycota; Lecanoromycetes; Lecanorales; Ramalinaceae. The record is from RefSeq and is a predicted model, not a curated record. The transcript is spliced from 3 exons. Bases 1 to 876 code for a protein of 291 amino acids.
AUGACGGCGUCAAGUCAUUAUUCUGGCCAGCCCACAAUCGUAGCAAGUAAUAGUCAGUCGCAAUCCUCAAGAGAGCUUGCUCUUGUCGCAAGCAAGCUCAACAUUGCUCAAACACCAGACAAUUUUGAGUUCCCAAGGUCACGAUCGGAACGACUCAAGCACAAAAUAUUCAUGCUGAAGUAUCUGGACUCUGCCGAUAAGCUCCUACCAGAAAUACAGGAUUCGACCUGUCCAAGAUCAUGUGACAUAGCAUUACGGAAUGCCAUUGAAGUCAGACUUUGGACGCUGGCACAGAAGAAGAUACUGGAUCCGAAAGCAUGCAGGAAGCUUCGGCCACUAGACUUUGAGUGGGACAGCAAUCCUACGUCUCAGCAAUGCUUUGACUAUCUGGACGAGGAUCUUCUCGAAAGCGGUAUGUCUCCACUAUGCUCCUCAGACUUAUCGUGUGACUACGAAGAAUCAAGUCAGCCUGAUGUGACGCCCUCACACGAAUUUGAGAUGCUUUUCGAUGCAUCUAGCGUUGAAAGAUUCUCCAAUCACAAGUCAUGGGUAGAAGCUGAUGAAUCGGAUCUCUGGCUCGAUGACCUUGACAACGAGUACUUUGAAAAUCCGUCGCAGACGCUGGGUCCUGAAAGCUUGGGCAUUCCUGUUCACGAUAAUCGCCCUGUUGGACACCAGCAGUAUUUGACGAUUCCAGAUUUGAUCCCCACGCCAUUGAAUUCUGGAGACUUUGAAUCCAUGCUAGAUGGUUUUAGUGCCGAUGCAGACAUCGGGAUGCCAGAAGCUCACUUUCAAGCCGAUCACCUUCUUCAAACAAUCUCGACUGAAGAUGAGUAUAUGCUCUUUGACGAGCCUGAAGAUGCGAUACCAAUCUAA